Pseudoliparis swirei is the source of this 6780-nucleotide messenger RNA. RefSeq names its product B-Raf proto-oncogene, serine/threonine kinase (gene braf). Lineage: Eukaryota; Metazoa; Chordata; Actinopteri; Perciformes; Liparidae. Gene Ontology annotation, cellular component: mitochondrion; cytosol; plasma membrane. Gene Ontology annotation, biological process: signal transduction; protein phosphorylation. The record is from RefSeq and is a predicted model, not a curated record. The transcript has 20 exons. Gene Ontology annotation, molecular function: protein kinase activity; ATP binding. Bases 1004 to 3472 code for a protein of 822 amino acids.
GUAAACGUUUCACACCCAGUCCUUUGACCUGGUGUCACAGCUAUGGUUACAGGCACCUUCAAGCAUGGACUACAGGCCCUCUGGGCUGAUAGGCCGAGUCAGGCCGAGCCAGCACACGUGUGGUAAAGAUGAGCUGGGUCAGCCAAUGGUGGAUAAAGUCAGACAUCAACAAUUAGAAAACAUCUCUCACACCAGUACUUGCAUGUUUUUGAUUAUAAUUUUUCAUUAGCAGGCUUGAAAUCUUACGUAUUUAUGUGCUCACAAUAUUCAGAAAGCAAAGCUCACAAACAAAUCACCAACUAACGGACACAUGAACCUGGGACCUCGGUUGGUUUCUUGAUUUUGGGUUAAAUAGUGGGCGUGGCCAGGGGGCCGAAUACAACAUUUCUCUUCUAUUGAAGUCCCUUUUUUGAGAGUUGUUUACAUUAUGAACGCCAUGUGACUUACAUGUUGAAUCAUUGACUAGGUUUCCAUGAUGUAUUGGGGCUGUAAACAGGGCAUAGUGAUAAUACAUUAUUAUUACUAUUAUAAAACAAUAGAACAUGUCUUUAUUGCCAGGAGUCAUUGGUCAUAAUCAUACAGACGGUCGUCGUACAGCGGUGCCAGUGUUGCCAGGUCCGCGGUUUUCCCGCGGAAUUGGGCUACUUUUGAAGUGUUGCCGCGGGUUGAAUUUUUUGUCCGCUGGUUCGGGUAGACCUAUUUUGCAUGCAAAUUACAUGAAUAUCGUUAAAUAAAAAUCCAUAUUUUAAAUGAAAUAAUUUAUUUAUACCCAAAUCCUACCAAACGGACUCCAGAUCAGCACGUACACACAUGGACAUGGGACACGGCCACAUACACACUUUAAAAGCAGUGUAUAUGGUUUGGCACGGGCAUAUUUUGAGUUCUGAUAUUGGGCUGGUUGUCACACAACCUGGCAACCCUGAGCGGUGCUCUCUGUCGCCCCCUGCUGGCCGCAGUCGGCGUUUCCUUCUAUUAUUUUCCACUCAGUUCCUCGCAGUUUAAAAUGGCGGCGUUGAGCAGCGCCGAGUCCCCACCGCCCGUCUUUAACGGAGACACCGCGGAGCGGGAGCCGGGCAGGGAGCCGGGCAGGGAGGAGCUGGGUGCAGGGCCGGACUCCUGCUGCAUGUCGGGGAUCCCCAGAGGUCCGCAGGAUGAGGAGAUCUGGAAUAUUAAACAGAUGAUAAAGUUGACACAGGAACACUUGGAGGCCCUUCUGGACAAGUUUGGAGGCGAACACAACCCUCCUUCCAUAUAUCUAGAGGCCUAUGAGGAGUACACCAGUAAGCUGGACGCCCUGCAGCAGAGGGAGCAGCAGCUGCUGGAGGCCUUGGGCAACGGCACAGACUUCUCCUGCUCUCCGUCUGCCAUGCCCGCCCUUCUGGAGGUCCACAUGGGAGAUUGUGGGGUCGCUGGGGGGGCUCAGGCCUUUCCCUCAGCCCCCAACUCCUUGGCCGUCCUGCAGACCCCCGUCGACGCCAGCCGAGCCAACCCUCGCUCUCCCCAGAAGCCCAUCGUCAGGGUCUUCCUGCCCAACAAACAGAGGACAGUGAUACCCGCUCGCUGUGGAAUGACCGUGAGAGACUCUCUGAAGAAAGCGCUGAUGAUGCGAGGCCUCAUCCCAGAGUGCUGUGCAGUCUACAGGGUGCAGGACGGAGAGAAGAAGCCGAUUGGCUGGGACACGGACAUCUCCUGGCUGACGGGAGAAGAGUUGCAUGUAGAAGUGCUGGAGAAUGUUCCGCUCACCACACACAACUUUGUGAGGAAGACCUUCUUUACGCUGGCCUUCUGUGACUUCUGCAGAAAGCUGCUCUUCCAGGGUUUCCGCUGUCAGACCUGUGGCUACAAGUUCCACCAGCGCUGCAGCACGGAGGUUCCCCUCAUGUGCGUCAACUACGACCAACUCGACUUGUUGCUCGUGUCCAAGUUCUUCGAGCAUCACCCGUUCACCCAGGAGGAGGUCUAUUCAGACGGAACCGCCCCCGUGUCCGAGGCCUGUCCGUCACUCCCCCCGUCGGACUCCACCGGUUCUAUAUGCCACGCCACCGCGUCCCCGUCCAAGUCCAUACCCAUCCCACCCAGUUUCCGGCCCAACGAGGAGGACCACCGCAACCAGUUUGGCCAGCGGGACCGCUCGUCCUCGGCCCCCAACGUCCACAUCAACACCAUCGAGCCCGUCAACAUCGACGACCUGAUCCGAGAUCAAGGCUUGCCGCGGUCUGAUGGAGCCCCCCCGACCCACCCCGCCCGCUGCUUGAGGAAGCACCGAACACGGACCUCAAGCCCCCUCCUAUCCUCCUACCCCAAUGACAUAGUGUUUGAUUUUGAGUCCGAGCCUGUUUUCCGAGGUUCCACCGCAGGGCUCUCGGCCACGCCUCCCGCCUCUCUACCCGGCUCUCUGACAAAUGUCAAGGCUCCGCAGAAGUCGCCGUGCCCACAGAGGGAGCGCAAGUCCUCGUCCUCGUCCGAGGACCGCAAUAAGAUGAAAACCCUGGGGAGGCGGGACUCCAGUGACGACUGGGAGAUCCCAGAGGGUCAGAUCACUCUGGGUCAGCGGAUCGGCUCCGGAUCAUUUGGAACGGUCUUCAAGGGGAAGUGGCACGGUGAUGUGGCAGUGAAGAUGUUGAAUGUCACUGCUCCCACACCACAACAGCUUCAGGCCUUCAAGAAUGAAGUGGGAGUCCUCAGGAAAACGCGCCACGUGAACAUCCUGCUCUUCAUGGGCUACACCACCAAACCUCAGCUGGCCAUCGUGACCCAGUGGUGCGAAGGCUCCAGCCUGUACCACCACCUGCACAUCAUCGAGACCAAGUUCGAGAUGAUCAAGCUGAUUGACAUCGCCCGGCAGACCGCUCAGGGCAUGGACUACCUGCACGCCAAAUCAAUCAUCCACAGAGAUCUGAAGAGCAACAAUAUUUUCCUCCACGAGGAUCUGACGGUGAAGAUCGGUGACUUCGGUCUCGCUACAGUCAAGUCCCGCUGGAGCGGCUCCCACCAGUUUGAACAGCUGUCUGGCUCCAUUCUGUGGAUGGCCCCGGAGGUGAUCCGGCUGCAGGACAAGAAUCCCUACAGCUUUCAGUCGGACGUGUACGCGUUCGGCGUCGUGCUGUACGAGCUCAUGUCGGGAGCACUGCCCUACUCCAACAUCAACAACAGAGACCAGAUCAUAUUCAUGGUGGGCCGAGGUUACCUGUCUCCCGAGCUCAGCAAGGUGCGCAGCAACUGUCCGAAGGUCAUGAAGAGGCUGAUGGCCGACUGCCUGAAGAAGAAGAGGGAGGAACGCCCUCUCUUCCCUCAGAUCUUGGCGUCCAUCGAGCUGCUGGCUCGCUCAUUACCCAAAAUCCACCGCAGCGCCUCGGAGCCGUCGCUAAACCGAGCCGGCUUCCAGACGGAGGACUUCAGCCUGUACGCCUGCGCCUCGCCCAAAACCCCCAUCCAGGCCGGCUGCUACGGGGAGUUUUCGGCGUUUAAGUAGUAAUCUGCUGCCCCCACGUCCAUCUCUCUCUCCGUCACUUCUCAAGUCUCGUGUCCAUGCGGUGGAUUCAUUCAUUAGAAACAAACUGGGGGGAAUAGUCUCAAAGAAUGCGCUUUAUUCUUCCUCCGUCCACCUGAGGAAGUCGGCCUCGCUGGAGUCCACUUCCAACAAAAAGCCGUCCAGCAGGCAAACGGGCGACACACCCGCCACUCCAUUAGGAACCACACGACACAACCGAGGGCCUCGAGUCGCCCCUCGUCCCAUCGUUUCCUCUGCAGGCGCUGGACAGCAGAAACGGGGCCGUGCAAAGAGGCGUGGCCUGCCGUCCAGCGGUUGAGAUGGAAGGCGUUGGCCGAUCCCAGAGAAGAGCCUGAAGUUACUCGGCGCGGUUAACCCCCGAAAUAAUGUUCUUUUUUCUUCUUCUUUUUUUCAUGUUUCCGAUUAGUUUUUUUCUGAGAAGAAAGGUUUCUUUUCCAGGUUACAUGUCGACAUUCUGCAAAAUACACGACGUUCAACACCCACGAGGACGCGGCAACAGCAGUUUCAUCUCCUGACAUGUAUAUCUUUUGUUCUACCUUUUCUCAAACCUGCAAAAUGUAAACAGGAAUCUGGUAGAAGAGUGUUCCUGUUCCUCCGCCGGAAAACAGAAGGCGUUCCUUGGGAAGGAAAACUGCUCCUAAUUGUUCGGUGGCAUUGGAUCCUCCCCCCCCCCCCCCCCCCCCCCCGGAGGGUCGAAGCCAACCAAUCAGACGCUUGUUAAUUAGCCAGCUUCAGCCACGCUCUGCCUUUUCGGGAGGUUCUCGCGUCGAUGUGAAGCGCGACGUGUUCUGCGACCGCGGGAUCCGUUUACAGCGGGAAACGCCGAUGAGUUUGGUUCCUCGCGGCGUCUUUAAAGCGCCCGGUCAGAGCCGCGCGGCCGGCCUCCACGCGGAGCGACGGAGUGUGUACAGUAAGUUGAGACACGGCAGCUUUUACGAAAAAAAGCUUUUUCUUUCGCUUCACACCCAACCUCUCAUUUCUUUUUUUCCUUUUUUUUGUUGUAAUACCAAUUUUUGCAUGUCCCCCCCCCCCCCCCCUCAUGUGGCUUUAAUAUUGCACUCAGCGUAACAAUGGGGACCUCGCUUGUAGCUGCUGACCGAUGGCGCCGCAGGUUACCUGUGAUUAUCUGGAGAGGAAAAGUUUGAAAUGUUAUUUACAUUCUCUCCAAACUUGCACCUGUACUUUUUUUUCAUCUCUUUUUUUUUCAUUCCAGUGUGUGUGUGUGUGUUGAGGGUUGCCGGUAUUAUUACAGGUUUAUUUUUCCUUUUGCUAUAGUCGGUGUUUGCCUUUUUUUCUGUACAGGCAGGCCUGCAGACAUUUAGUUAUUUGUGAUUUUUUUCGUUGUUGUAAUUUUAUUUAAUGGGAUUUAUUUUCAGCUUUUAUUCUGAAGCUAUCGGUCUUUCUUUUUGACGCUUGUUUAAGUCUUCGUGACUCGUGUACUUGCACUUUGUAGAGAUGGAUAGAAGCAAAUGAGCGACUUGCCUUUUCUUUGUUUUUUUAUUGAAGAAUAAAUUGUGACAUACAGAGCUGAUGACCCAAAAUGAAAUGUCCAACACGCGAGCCGUCUGCGGGGGCGGAGCUGUGAAUGUUUGAGAGCGGUCUUCUGUAACCUUUACCUGCAGUGAUGGAGACGGCUGGUCUGAGAAAUGGAUAUUGUGGAGCUGAACAUCUGACAGAUUGGUUCUUCCCAUCAUCACGGAGUUAUGUCUUUCCAUCGUCGCCCCCCCCCCCCCCCCCCCCCAGCGGCCAUGUAAUCGGACAUUUUGUUGCCUCUCAUCUUUGUGCGUACAGGACGGAGAUGUGGGGAGUUUAGCGUAGCUCAGCACAAAGAGUGGAAGCGGGGUCAGAGCUAGCCCUGACCGGGGGGGCACUGAAUGCACAAAGAUGAUGUUUCUAUUGACGUCAUAUAACCCAGAUUAAGAAGCAUAUCCUUUUUUGGCUGUUUUUUUCCCGCUCGUCUGAAAACUACGGUGGCCUUUGGGUAAAAAUGUGCAGCGCUCUCACGAUAGAGUUGGGUGUGUCCGCUCUAGGCUGCCGUAGAAACACUUGUUGAGCACGCGCUGGUGUUCGGUGGACCUGGUUCCACCCCGAGCGUCUUAGGGCUUCCAACCCACUCUUGACUUCCACUGGUAUGCAGGUUAGGGUUAGGACGAUGUACAACGGGAUAUUGUGAGGCCUUUUCGUGAAAUAUGACAUAUCCCUCAGUCGUGUAACGCCUCUGAUGUAACCGAGGUCUUCUCUAAAGAAUCCUGAGCCGACACGUCGACGGCCCCCUCCAAGGAGAUGAGCUUGUUCGGGUUGUAAAGGAGACUUUGAGUCACUAGAGAUGAGAGUAUCACAUUUUCUCGGUCGUGACAUUUUGGAAUCAGUAAAAAAAAUUUUUACAAAUAGCCCAAUGAUACUGGUACUGACAAAAGGAUGAGGUCAUGUGGGCAAGAAAAAGAUUCUUGAUUUCAUCAUUGAAAUUGCGGCUUUUUCAAUUUGUUUUUCUUCAAUAUAAUUCUGAUUCAAACCUAGAUUUAUAUAUUUUAGUUUUCUGAUCUCGGAGCAGCUUUAGUCUUGAGAGUGAGCGAGCGUUCCAAGGACUUCCCGUACAUUUCUGUAUCGGCUUGAAGACGUGUUCACGAAGUUUAAGCUCAACUCAAGCUUGACUUAUUUGCUUGUUCUAGAGCUUUUGAUCUUGGGGAAGUAGUGUCUCUGUCGUCACCCCCCCCCCCCCCCCCCCCGGUUCAGACUUCACACCCUUGUUCACCUGACGGACCUGAGGAGGACCGGUCUCUCCGAGCGUUGUAUUUAUUUGUUUUCCUUCUACUAGUAUCUGCCGAGUCUUCAUAGAAUCUUUAGGAGUAAACACUGAGGCCGCCGCACACCCGUCUGUCUCCUCUUCGUCCGAAACCCCCUUUUCUGUUCUCUAGUUUCCGUUUCUCUUCUGAAGCACCCUCCUCAGACCCGACUGUAACGGGCGGAAAGCGACUUCACGGAGACCCGUUUCUCUGAUUUUGGGUUAUUUUUCACCUGUAAAUAGUUGUACAAAGGAGACGCACUGUCUGUUUGCUCGGAGGCAUGGAGACUACAAAUGUAACGAAUUAUAAAAUGUUCAAAAUAAAAGAGAUGGGAAGAUUAAAAGACAUUUUGAUAGGCAGACUUCUGUGAGAGAGAAACAAGUUGAGUGUAAAAAUAUUUAAGGCUGUAUCAUAAGGAGAAAGAGCUUCAUGUAUUUGUUGUGAAUAUGAAAAACUGAUAUAUUAAAGAAGUGCAUGAAAACUGUA